Molecule: messenger RNA, 1836 nt
Organism: Naumovozyma castellii
Lineage: Eukaryota; Fungi; Ascomycota; Saccharomycetes; Saccharomycetales; Saccharomycetaceae
Gene: SAS10
Product: rRNA-processing protein SAS10
Exons: 1
Coding region: 1-1836 (611 amino acids)
Source: RefSeq, a predicted model, not a curated record
AUGGUGAGGAAAGGAUCUCAAAAGAGGAAACAAGCUAAGUCUCAAGAAGAAUUGGAUCCAUACGGGUUGAAUGAAGUUGAUGAUUUUGCUUCCAAGAAGGAAAGAGUGUUACUGGAGCAAUCGACCUUAGGUGAUAGACGUCAUGUUUCUGAUGACGAUGACCUAGGAGAUGAUGAAGAGGAAGAAGUUUUGCAUGUAAGUGAUACUGAUGAUUCUGAUGAAUCCGAAAGUGAAUAUGAACAGCAAGAAGAAGAACAAGACUUGGACGGCGCUGAGGCUUACAGGAAAGUCUUUGGCAGAAAGCUUGACCUUGAUCAACCUGUUGAAGAUGAAGAAGGUGGCAUGCUAGGCAAUGAAGAGGCAUGGGGAUCUAAGGGAGAAUACUAUGGUGCAGACGAUUUGGAUGAUGAAGAAACCGCAAAGGAAAUCGAACAGGAAGCUCUACGUCAACAGAAGAAGCAUCUGCAAGAAUUAAACAUGAAUGAUUAUCUAGAUGAUGAAGUGGAAGAAGAAUGGGUCAAAAGUGCAAAAGAAUUUGACAUUGGUGAGUUCCAAAGCUCAACCAAACAAAGUGAUAGCACUAUUUCCAUUAAAGAUAUACUCAAUAUGCAAGAUGAUGCCAAACUUGAAUAUCUGAAAACAAUGUUCCCAGAAUUCAUGCCAUUAUGUAAAGAAUUAGCGAACUUAUCAGAAGUGCUGAGUGAUCUAGAAGCAAAAGAGGAAUCUGAAUUUAAUCGGUUGAAGAUAAUGGCGUUAUGCACGUAUCUUGGUACUAUUUCAUCAUAUUUCGGUAUCCUAUUACACGAACUACAUGAAAAUGAAGAUUUCUCUACGAUGAAGGACCAUCCUGUGAUGGAAGCUAUCUUAAUGUCGAAAGAAGUGUGGAGACAGGCGAAGGAAUUACCAGAAGAUUUCGACCAAACUACUACUCAUGAUGAUAUUGUAGAGGGUCAAGAAGAUGAGGAAAUUGAACAAGAGCAACUCAGUGAAGACGAUAUCAAUGAUAUCAGUGAGCUCGAUGAAGACAUGCACAUUAAUUCCGAUGGUUACAAGAACGAUGAAGAAAGCAACAAGCAAGAAGAUGACGACGAUGUGGAUUUGGAUGAUUUCGAGGAAUAUGUUGCACAAUCUCGUGUCCCUAAGAAGAAACUGAAUAAGCAAGAUAUAUCAAAGGAGAUCACUGAUGACUAUAUCGAAUCUGAUAUGGCAGAUGUCGAUGCACAAGAGAAGAAAUCACGUAGGAGAACCUUACGUUUUUACACUUCUAAAAUUGAUCAACAAGAGAAUAAGAAGAUUGACAAAUUUAAGGGAGAUGAUGAUAUUCCAUAUAAGGAAAGAUUCUUUGAAAGGCAGCAACGUCUACUGGAGGAAGCUCGUAAGCGUGGUCUAAAUGACCCCAAUGCUAUUCCAUUGGAUGACAAUGAAUACAAUUCUGCCGAUGAAAAUACUUCUAAGUCCGUAAAUAGCCAAAGCGAAAACGACUAUUAUAAGCAAAUUCAACUUGGUAGACAGGGAAGAAAGACUUCAAGAACAAAUGCUCAUAGGAAUGCUGUGCUGGCAGCUAGAGAAGGUAAGUUGGCUGAACUUGCUGAAGAAGUUGGUGAUGAUGGAAAGCGUGCUGUCAACUACCAAAUUCUAAAGAACAAGGGUUUAACUCCAAAAAGAAACAAAGACAACAGAAACUCACGUGUCAAGAAGAGAAAGAAGUACGAGAAGGCACAAAAGAAACUCAAAUCGGUUCGUGCUGUCUAUUCAGGUGGUCAAUCUGGUGUAUAUGAAGGUGAAAAGACUGGUAUUAAGAAGAAUUUGACAAGAUCAGUAAAAUUUAAAAAUUAG